Molecule: messenger RNA, 1719 nt
Organism: Rotaria socialis
Lineage: Eukaryota; Metazoa; Rotifera; Eurotatoria; Philodinida; Philodinidae
Source: the annotation of a GenBank genome assembly
AUGUGUUACCCAGCUUCUUUUGAAUUGUUUCCAGAUGAAAUUAUUUUAUGUGUGUGCCAGUAUCUUCGUGAAGCUGAUGUUCUCUAUUCACUUUAUAACCUUAAUUCUCGAUUGAAUACUACAAUAACAGGCUAUUGUCGUCAUCUUAAUUUAAUGGCUGUCUCAUAUAAACAAUUUGAAUAUGCUGUUUUUCAUGUUCUACCUCAAAUUGGUUCUAUUGUUCGAACUUUCGUACUCAAUGGUAAUUGGGAAACAAUUAUUAAUAAUGAAUUAUCUUCUGUUCUUUUUGUUUCACACCUAUCUCUAUUAUUUCCAAAUCUUCAAAGAUUAAUAGUGAAAUGGUUCACUAGUGAAAGAUUUUUGUCAUUCGUUGAUACACUUCAAGGUUUUUCACAACUCAUGGAAUUAGAUAUUCGAUUUCUUCGAGGAAAUGCAGCAGGUUUACUUUUACAGAAAGUUCUCUCUGCUAAUAAUAGUCAACUUUCAAUAGUUUCGUUUGACCAGGAUUCAGUUGAUUUAGAUAUAUCCGAUGAAAUUAAUAUGAUAUCUUAUCCGAAUAUUCAAGAGCUUGCUAUAAAUCUAACAUUUAGUAAAUUAAUUCCAUGUCUCUUUGUACUCGUACCAAACGUCCGUCGUUUACAUCUGAAUAUUGACGAAUUGUCAAAUGAUUCCAAGUCUAAACUAGUAGAUGGCAACCUAUCAUCUCUUGUUUACUUGACUAUUUUUCAGUUACGUUCAAUCAACUUGUUUUGGACAUUCGAUGAAGUAGCUUAUCUACUCAAAGCGAUGCCUUCUUUGCAACGACUUGGCCUUGAUAUGCGCACAGAUGAUAAACGUUUAGUCACUGAAAAGGAUAUUAUGACAAUUUUACCUGCGUCACUCAGUAAAAUCGAUCUUUUUAUUCGUUAUUAUUUUUCUAAAUCAAAAUCAGAUAUUAACGAAGAACAUAUGUUCUCGUCAACUCAUAUUCCUGUCGCUUGUUUGCUAGACGAACCGAGACAUCGAUUUCUAAUUCAUUCUAUUCCAUAUGAUCUGAAUUCAGCUAUUCUAACAGCAAGCAUAAGUAGACAAAUGCUUUCAGGAUGGAAAUAUAUGAAACAAAUCAAAGAUUUAUAUAUUUAUGAUAUAACGUCUACGGCUGAAAUACUUCUCAUACUACAGCAUUUUCGUCGACUUCGAACAUUUACAAUUGACGCAAAGGACAAGUCGGAAAAGUUAAUUGUGCCAAAAGAAUCUCAAUCUAUCGAUUUAAAAUUACCAUUUCUCAAACAGAUUGAAACAUCUGGAAUAUUUGAAUUAUUCUCUUUGCUCAACGUUGCUCCUAACGUUGACUAUUUAAUUGUUUACUUUGAUUGUCUUAAAAUAUUAUUAGACGAUGAAUUGACAUGUCAUCUAUUGCAAACUCGUAUUAUUCGCCUUAAUAUUAUGGAUUGGAUCGAUAUCGAGUCCGAACUAUUGCAACGCAUCUCACAAGUAUUUUGUUCGCUACGUCAUCUCGUUAUAACUUUAAAAGAUGCAACAGUAUCUAUUGAUGAGUUUGUAUUGAAAAUUAUUUCUCUUUGGAAAGGUAAAACACGCAUUUCAAUCGAUGUUACCGGUGUAUUGUCAGAAGAAAUAUGCAAAAAUCUUAGACAAUGGAUAAUUGAUCAUUCUCAUAUAAAAACAGAAGAUUCAUUUACAGUUGAAUACAAUGAAAAUUGGUUUGAUUUGUGGUUUUAG